Messenger RNA from Vairimorpha ceranae, 1881 nucleotides. Its product is annotated as transcriptional accessory protein. The transcript has a single exon. Lineage: Eukaryota; Fungi; Microsporidia; Nosematidae. The coding region runs from base 1 to 1881 and encodes 626 amino acids. The record is from RefSeq and is a predicted model, not a curated record.
AUGUCUGAUUCUACUGAUAAUGAUAUUGUAAAAAGACGUAGAGUUCCACGAUCAACAACAAAAAAAGACAAUCUUAAAAAUUUAUUUGAUGAAGAUUCAAGCACAUCUUCUCUCGAAUAUGUUCCUGAGGACACACAACAGAAUAAUUUAUUUCAAGAGUUAUUCGGCACAGGAGAAGAAUAUUUUUAUAUUUUUGAAUCGCAUAAACAAGAAGAAGAAGAAAAAAUUAAACAAGAAGAAAUCAGUGAAGAACAGUUUCUUGAUCACAUGAAAAAGAAAACUGAUUACAAAGAUAUUGAAACUAUUUGUAAAUUGUAUCUACAAGGAUAUAAUAUUUAUUAUAUAUUUUUAUAUAAAACAGAAGAUAUAGAUUUUUAUAAAUUUCUAGAUAUUUAUAAAAACAUGUUAAGUUUUACUACUAAAUCUUCUGAUAAAAUACAUUUAGAUAUUUUUAAUAUUUUUUUUGAUAGAAUAUACAAUGGAUCAUUAUGCAUAAAUAAAAAAGAUAAAAUAAUAAGUUUAACAAAAGAAAAUUUUAUAAUAAAAGGAGUUAUUUUGGAUGGUUAUGGUAACUUAAUAGAAAAGUUUAGUUGUUCUGGUUAUAAACUAAUAAGUCGUGUUGAAGAGAUUAAUCCACAAUAUAUUUUGGUUUCGGGAAAUAAUAAUAUUGUUAGGAAUGUUGUACAACUCCUUAUAAAAUUUCGUGUUUUUUAUAUGGAAUCUAAAUUUUAUCCAAAACAUUCUGUCUAUGAGAAAUUAAUACAUGUUGGAAGACUAGGUUUAUUUCCUGAAGUUGAAUUUAUAAAUUUCUAUAAAAAUUUGUAUAUUACAUCAGGAGAAUCAUAUAAUAAUUUAAUUUACAAAGAAGAAAUAUUUAAUAAUGAUGUGGUUUUGACAAUAAAAAUAGCUAUUGGUUUAGUUAUUUCAGUAACUAAAAUGAACUUAGAUUUUUUAUUGCAAUAUGAAAACAAACUUGACAUUUUAAGAUUUUUAGGUUUAGAAAAUUGUACUAGAAUAUUUGAAAAUGAGUCAUAUACUAGUGAAGAGGAUAUUUACAAGGUCUUAAAAGAUGAAGUAAUUUAUCAGAAUUUUAUGACUUUUUUUACACUUGAAAAAAAACUAUAUGAUAGACCCGUUUUUACUGGGUUCACUGAUUCUUACAUUUUUAGAGAAUUAAUUAAUAUUAAAAAUAAUAUUGUAGAAGAUCUUAUUAAUCAAGAAAUAGAAGGAAAAGUUUUUUUUGUGGAUGAAUUUUAUGUAUUAGUAAAUAUAUUAAAUAAUGUAACCUGCUACGUAAGAACUACAGAGAAAUAUUAUUUAAAUCAACUUGUUAGAGUAAAAAUUACAGAAAUUAAUGAACCAUUUUUAAGUUUUACAGCGGAAAUAGUACACACUAACAAGCCAAUACAUAAAAUUAUAAAACAUCCACUUUUAUGUAGGCUAAAUAGUAAGGAAGCAGAGAAGAAAUUGAUAAAUAGUGAUGAAAUUUUUAUAUUAAGACAAAGUUCUAAGGAUGGCAAGAUUAUUAUUGUAUUGAAAUUAUAUAAAAAUAUAAUAAUACAUAUUAGACUUGAAGAAUAUGAUAAUUUAGAUGAAACAGUUAACAAAAGAGUUAAAAAUAUUCUUAGAAAUGUAUCUAAUAUAAAAAAACAUAAAUAUUUUUACGAUAAUGCAAGCGAAGCUAUGUCAAAAAUUUCUAUGAAUUGUGAUUUUAUUAGGUAUGGGUUUUAUUUUAGUGAAGAAUAUCCUGGUCGUCUAUGUUUCAUUUUUAAUAAUAAUGGUAUAUUUAAGGAAUAUUUAAGUGUAGAUACUAAAAUUAAGUACAAAGAGAAAGAAUAUAAUUCUUUAGAAGAAUUUUUAGAGUACAGAAAGAGAUUGUAA